CCCACCUCUCUUUCCAUCAUCAAUGGAAUCGCAAGUAUUCGCGCGACAUCGUGCGAAAUAUAUAUAUCUUGUUAGUCUCACUCUCUAUAUAUAUGUGUGUGUGCUCUCUGUUUUUCUUUUCUGAUUAAGAUCUUCGGUUCACAUUUAACCCCGUCGAUCUUAAUUAGUUUCUUUUGCAGUUAAGUAAUGUCAUACCCUGGUUCAUCGUCAGAUCUCUAUAGAGAAACUGAAGGGGCAGAGUACAAUGAUUGGGAAGGUUAUAGUACUGAUGAUGUUCUAGUCUAUAAUCCAUUGUUUGUUGCAGGUAAUACCGGACUCGAUUUUGCAGAAUUGCAAAAGGAUCUCACUUGGCAAAAUCAAGAGUUAAAUCAAAGUUAUCAAACUUCACAAAAUCAGUCGAAUCACCAACCACUACAAGGAUUAGCACCAACUGAAGCUGGGACGAGUCAUUCAGUCCGCCGGUGCGGGGGUAGGAAUCCAUCUCUUCCACCUCUUUCCAAGAAAGAAAUCGACAGACGAUAUCGAGAGAGAUGCAAGGAAAGCAAAAAGAACAUGGAAUGGCAGUUGGAUCAGCUUGGUCGUCAAGAAAAUACAAAUUUGCAUAAUGAGAAUAGAAAUUUGAUGAUGGAAAAAGAAUCUAUAAACAAGAGCUUGCAAUCGGCAGAAACAGAGACAAAGGACCUGAACAUGGAAAUUCGCAAGUUGGAGAGUAACAUGACCAACCAACAAGUUUUCGUUGAUUCAUUCUUAAAGAAAGUCCAAGACGAUGUGUCGAAUAAUGAGAAUCACCAGCUUGAGGUCAAAAAGCUUCAGAAUGAGAUCAUGGUAUUAAGACAAAUUAAUUGGGACAAUUGGGUUAUGGACAAAGCACAACUUGUACAUAAUAUUGGGAAUUUGGAGCAUGAGAAUAAGGUUCUCCGACUACAAGGUGAUGUACUAUGUGAGAAAAUACACUAUGAUAUUGACACGAAAGCAUGUAAAAUAUGAAUUUUCGAGUUCAAAUUAUUAAAAGUAUUGUUCAUCAUUAUAUUAUUUUUAUUGAACUAUGCACUCAAUGGCAGACUUGGUCAGUUGUAUUCCUACAAGAUAUAUGAAUAAUGUAGUAUCAAUAUAUGAUAUGCUUUUCUUUUUCUCCAA
This is a messenger RNA of Tripterygium wilfordii, 1137 nucleotides long. RefSeq lists its product as uncharacterized. Lineage: Eukaryota; Viridiplantae; Streptophyta; Magnoliopsida; Celastrales; Celastraceae. The record is from RefSeq and is a predicted model, not a curated record. The transcript is spliced from 5 exons. The coding region runs from base 187 to 987 and encodes 266 amino acids.